Messenger RNA from Colossoma macropomum (tambaqui), 7774 nucleotides. RefSeq names its product unconventional myosin-IXb (gene myo9bl). Gene Ontology annotation, molecular function: GTPase activator activity; microfilament motor activity; protein binding. The transcript is spliced from 42 exons. Gene Ontology annotation, biological process: intracellular signal transduction. The record is from RefSeq and is a predicted model, not a curated record. Bases 415 to 7368 code for a protein of 2317 amino acids. Gene Ontology annotation, cellular component: myosin complex. NCBI's taxonomy places the organism in Eukaryota, Metazoa, Chordata, Actinopteri, Characiformes, Serrasalmidae.
GCUGAGUGGAAACUCAGAGAGUUUAUACAGAGAGUGAUGAAGUGAUCACACUCACUCUCUCUCUUUAACUCCGGAGGGGCUAUAAAACAUGUCUGGGUCCUCUACCGCUUUUUAUCUGUCAGAGUAAACACUCAUCAUCUUUUCUACCGUUCAAGUGGAUCUUCUGGAGCUUUUUAUGCGAUAAAAAUGAAAGAACAAACUCGGGGUCGCUGAGUUAGCCGCCGAGCUAACAGUCGGUUCCACCGUUUGGCUUAAAAAGUGUCGGCGUUUCUUGGACUUUCCUGGUGGAACAUUUUAGCAGAUUUCUCCAAUGAGACGUUUUUAGAUCAGCAAGGAGAUUAUCCCAAAAAUAAGGUGCUAGAUGGUGAGUUUGAAGGCCAUGCGUAAUGCUGAAACAACUCGCCCAGAGUCAGAAUGAGUGUCACAGAUGGCGACGGGACAGCUAGCCAAGAUGGACGGGCCUACGUUCUUCAGAUCUACCCCCGCCUCGCCUUGGAGACGGUGCCAUGUUUCACGCUCAAAGUCCGCAAGGAGGCCACAGCAGCAACGGUUAUCCAGGACGUGGCGGCCAGCCUGGGCCUGGACACGGCCAAGCGUUACGUCCUGGCGGAGGUGAAGGAGAGCGGCGGAGAGGAGUGGGUUCUAGAGUCCACAGACCUGCCGGUGCACAGGGUUCUUCUCUGGCCGCGGAAGGCUCAGGAGGAGCAUCCUCAGAGCGAAGGGUUCUACUUCCUCCUUCAGGAGCGUAACCAUGACGGUUCCAUCCGCUAUGUGCACCUGCCCUCUGUGUAUAAGGAAAAAGACGCCCAGCGGCUGGUCGCCCGAGGGUUCCUCCCUCCGCGCCAUGAGGAUUUUGACGACUUGUGCAACCUACCUUUCCUCAAUGAGGACACUAUCCUGGAAAACCUGCGCAAUCGCUUUCAGAAGAAGAAGAUCUACACAUACGCCGGCAGCAUCCUCGUCGCCAUCAACCCCUUUAAGUUCCUCCCGAUUUACAACCCCAAGUAUGUCAAGAUGUAUGAGAACCACCAGCUGGGCAAGCUGGAGCCCCACAUUUUUGCCAUCGCCGAUGUCGCGUAUUAUGCUAUGCUGCGCAAACGGAUCAACCAGUGCAUCGUUAUCUCUGGAGAGAGCGGCUCUGGAAAAACACAAAGCACUAACUUUCUCAUCCACUGCCUGACGGCUCUCAGCCAGAAGGGCUACGCCAGCGGCGUGGAAAGGACCAUCCUUGGAGCUGGACCUGUGCUGGAGGCAUUCGGCAAUGCAAAGACUGCCCACAACAACAACUCCAGUCGUUUUGGGAAGUUCAUUCAGGUCAACUAUCUGGAGAGCGGAGUGGUUCGGGGGGCGGUGGUUGAGAAGUACUUGCUGGAGAAAUCCCGUCUGGUGUCCAGAGAGAAGAAUGAAAGGAACUACCACGUUUUCUAUUACCUGCUGGUGGGGGCGUCCGAGGAGGAACGCAAGGAGUACAAGCUCCUGCAGCCGGAAAACUACUUCUACCUCAAGCAGCACAACUUUACCAUAGAGGACGCAGAUGACCUUCGGCAUGACUUUGAGAGGCUGCAGCAGGCCAUGGAGAUGGUGGGCUUCCUUCCCGCAACUAAGAAACAGAUUUUCUCAGUCCUGUCUGCCAUCCUGUAUCUGGGCAACGUCACCUACCGGCGGAAAUCCACAGGGAGGGACGAAGGGCUGGACGUGGGACCUCCAGAAGUCCUCGCUAAUCUCUCAGAUCUGCUGAAGGUCAAAGAGGAGCUGCUGGUCGAGGCUCUUACGAAGAGGAAAACGGUUACAGUCAAUGAUAAGCUGAUUCUGCCCUACAGUCACAGUGAGGCGAUCACAGCGCGGGACUCAAUGGCCAAGUCUCUGUACAGCGCCCUGUUUGACUGGAUCGUCCUGCGAAUCAACCACGCACUUCUCAACAAGAAGGAUAUGGAGGAAUCUGUUCCGUGUUUGUCCAUAGGCGUUCUGGACAUAUUUGGCUUUGAGGACUUUGAGACGAACAGCUUCGAGCAGUUCUGCAUCAACUACGCCAACGAACAGUUGCAGUAUUACUUUAACCAGCACAUCUUCACGCUGGAGCAGGAGGAGUAUCAGGCAGAAGGCAUCACCUGGCACAACAUCGACUACACAGAUAACGUGGGCUGCAUCCAGCUCAUCAGCAAGAAGCCCACUGGGCUCCUAUAUUUACUGGACGAGGAGAGCAAUUUCCCUCAUGCUACAGAUAAAACCCUGCUGGCCAAAUUCAAACAGCAGCACGAGAGAAACCACUACUUUGUGGCCACGCCUGUGAUGGAGCCGGCGUUUGUCAUCCUUCAUUUUGCUGGGAAGGUCAAGUACCAGAUCAAGGAUUUCCGGGAGAAGAACACAGACCACAUGCGUCCAGACAUCGUGGCCCUGUUGCGGAGCAGUGACCGGGCUUACGUCCGGCAGCUGAUCGGGAUGGAUCCGGUGGCCAUGUUCCGGUGGGGAAUCCUCCGGGCCGCACUCCGCGCUCUAGCGGCCUUUAAUGAGGCCGGACGCCGCUGGGCUGCCAAGAGCGCCGGUGUGGUCAGACCUGCCUCGAGAGUUCCACUGGGGGAGCUGCAGAGGUCCAACACGCAAAUUGAGAGGAUGUAUCGCCGUACAUCUAUGCUCGAUUUCUCCUUUGAUCACUCAGAGGAGCGCCCCCUAGAGGCUUUUGAGGACAUCUUUGCUAGUUAUGAGAGUAAGAAGAAGAACAAGGGCACCAAGAACAAGCAGCUCAUUCCUAAGAAUCUGCUGGACUCCCAUUCCUUGAAGUUCAUUGUGGGUCUUCAUGACCGCACCACAAAGUCUCUGCUGCACCUGCACAAGAAGAAGAAGCCCCCAAGCAUCAGCGCUCAGUUUCAGACUUCCCUCAGUAAGCUGCUAGAGACUCUCGCAAAGGCUGAGCCGUUCUUUAUCCGCUGUCUCCGCUCCAACGCUGAGAAGAAGGAGAUGUGUUUUGAUGAGGCGCUGGUCCUGCAGCAGCUUCGCUACACAGGCAUGCUGGAGACGGUGCGCAUCAGGAGAUCAGGCUACAGCGCUAAAUACACCUUCCAGGAAUUCAUCGAGCAGUUCCGUGUGUUGCUGCCAAAGAAAGCCUCGUCUAAGGAAGACAUAUCCACUCUGCUGCAGAACCUCGGCUUAGACACCAAGACCUACCAGAUAGGCAAAACAAAGGUAUAUCUGAAAGAGCCUGAGAGGCAGAAGCUUCAGGACACUCUCCACAAGGACGUCAUGCACAAAAUCAUCUUCCUGCAGCGCUGGUUCCGAGCUAAAGUGCUGAGGAGGCACUUUCUGCAGUUAAGAGAGGCCGCUGUCUUCGUUCAGCGCACUUGGAGGAGAACAUGUCAGGAGCGGCGCUGUCAAGCUGCUACUCUGAUUCAGGCGGCGUGGCGAGGCUCUAAACAGAGGACAGAAUACCGACAACGACGAGCCUCUGUUACUAAGAUCCAGGCUUUAGUCAGAGGCCAGUCAGCCCGCAAAAGGUACCAAUCUCUGAAGGAGGAUAAGAGGAGGAAAGAGGAGGAAGAAGCUCGAAGGAGAAGAGAGGAAGAAGAAGAGGCAGCUAGACGGGCCCAGGAGGCAGCGGAGGCAGCCAGACGAGAGAGGGAGGCUGCUGAGGCAGCCAGGAGAGCGCGAGAGGCAGAGGAGGCAGCCAGGAGAGCACAAGAGGCUGAAGAGGCAGCUAGAAAAAAGAAGGAGGCAGAGGAAGAGGCAGCUAGGCUUGCUGAGCAGAGGAGGAAGGAGGAAGCUUCACAGAAGCUAAGAAAUGAGACAUUUAUUGAAAAUUUGGUGAGCUCUGAGGUAAAAGGAGGAGAAAAGGAAGCAAAGGCUGAGGCUGGUCCUCAUCCUGAAGAACAGGAUGGAGAACAAAACCAGAACAUUCUGGAGCUGAAUGAAAAAGAUAAGAAGAAGGAACCAGUUGGGAAACUUACAGAAGAUAACAAACACCUUAAAGCGCCGUUCACUGUCUUACCAGAGGAGACUAGUUCUAAAACGGCUCCAGAGGAAAGCUUGGACCGCAAAAUUCCCCCAGCUGCUCUUCCAGAAGCUAAAAUGUCCGUUUCUGUUUCUCCAGAAGAAGACAAAAACCUUCAAACCAGCACCCCUGUGACCCCAUCUGAGCAGUUGAAGCCUAAAACUCCUUCUCUGGGUAGGCUCAGCACCUCCAGAAGCCAAGAGAAGAGGGAGCUGAGGCGGCAGCGCGGUUUGGAGCACAGCCAGAGGGAGAUUGAACGGGCUGCUUCAAUUAACAGAGAAGAACCGGCGCAGAAAAGCCCCACUGGGCCUGAAAGCAGACAAAACGAGCGAUCCAAUAGCAAAGAACUGGACCAGUACACGUUCGUAGCCUGGAGGAGUGAUAGACAGAAGAAAGAAGCUAAGGAUGAGGGAGAAAAGGCUAAAAAGGAGGCUAAGGAAGAAGUACAGAAAGCCACUCCUGAGAAAACUAAAAAAGAGGCUAAAGAUGAGGAAGAGAAAGCUAAGAAGGAAGUUAAGGAUGAGGAGGAAAAGGCUGUGAAGGAGGCCAAAGUUGAUGGAGAAAAGGCUAUAAAAGAGGCUAAAGAUGAGGGAGAAAAGGCUAAAAAAGAAGCCAAGAAUGAAGCAGAGAAAGCUGCAAGAGAAGCCAAGCAGGUUUCUCCAGCCCCAGUCCGACCCACCACCUUACCCUUGGACAUCCCAGGCUCAAGGCCUGAUAAGAACGGCCACAACGAGUCCCCCAGUACUGCUAAGGACCCCACCAACAAAGGCAAGGCACAGAGGAGCAACACCCACCCAAAUGUCACCUCAUCUGAAGCCCAAAAGCAGGAGAACAGGAGGCCUAAGAUGCUACAGAUGUCAGUUUCCCGAUCGUUGGAUGACGUAUCAGAGUUGGCGACAUCAGGACACAACAUUUCUGCAGUUUCACAGGGCCACAUGCGUUACCGCAAGUGUCCCAGGCGCAGGCGUCGCCUAGACUUUGUGCGUAACUGCUUGAUGGUUAAAAGUGCUGAAAUGGAGGACGUGGAGAGCUGGACUUUUCCCUUAAUCCCCACAAACACCCUCCAGACGCAGUCUCGGGCAGCCGAGGGUUCGCACGGAGGGAAAGCUGGAAGCACAGGCAGGACGCAGGAAAGCUCUGGUCUGCAGGACGGACCUCAUGCUCCUCCGCCCACUCCAGAGAGAUCAACAGGCUUCCUGAGGAAGAUCCUGAAGAAGCGUCCUCAUAAGGAGGCUCAUACUCCAGAGGAUGGAGAUCUGACUAUGGCUGCUGCUUUGGCUGAAAAAGCAGAAGCUACCUCUCCCUCACGUUCACAUCAUGCUGAGCCACCCAGCGGGCGUAUGAUUCGUAACCCCACCAUUAAGAUCAGUCGGGCGACCCGAGUCACGGAGCAGUGGAACGCCUCGCUGGACAGAGAGAUCACCAACGCUAACGAGCUUCGGAACUUGGAUGAGUUCCUCGGAAAUCAGGUGAAUGAUCUGCGCUCUAGGGGGAAGCAGCUAUCUGCAGCGGAGCACAUCUUCAUCACAGCCACCAUGCAGUUCAGAGCAGACAUCAAAAGCAUGUACUCUGUCGCUAAGCUGCGUAUUGGCUACAAGGGCCUGAUGAGGAGCUACCGAAACAAAGUGAUCAGUUUAGCCGGAGAAAAGCAGAAAGGAGAAGUGCCGCUGGUGGUCAAUCUGUUCCAGUCUGUGCUGGACGGCUUCAUCAGAGGGGAAAUCAAAAGAGAAGAGGCUGAACCUGCCAAGCCCGUGAAAGGUCGUAAGAAGAGGCGGAAAAAAGACAAGAACUUGGAGAGUCCACUGGACCACAUGUUCACUCACUACCAGGUCAACAUCAUGCAGUCAUGUGAUCAGUGUACUUCCUACAUCUGGGGGAUGGAGAAAGCCUACGUGUGCAGUUAUUGUAAACUUGUUUGCCACAAGAAGUGCCUGUCAAAAAUCACUACUGAUUGUAAUACGUUCUGCUCAAAGAAGAAUGAAGAGGAUUGUGGUUCUCAGCACUUUGGCGUGAGUGUGUGCCAUCUAGUCAGUGACAGGAUCCCUGUUCCUGAGGUGCUGGAGCUCAUGCUGGAGCAUGUGGAGAUGAACGGCCUCUACACCGAGGGCAUCUACAGAAAGUCUGGCUCAGCCAACCGCAUGAAGGAGCUCCGGCAGCUUUUAGAAGCUGAUCCCCAUUCAGUGUGUUUGGAGGACUACCCCAUCCAUGCUGUGACCGGUCUGGUGAAACAGUGGCUCAGAGAACUUCCUGAACCCCUCAUGACCAUCAGUCACUAUAACGACUUCAUCCAGGCAGUCGAUUUACCUGAGAAGCAGGAACAGCUACUUGCCAUCUAUAGAGUUUUAGAGGAGCUCCCUACAGCCCACUACAACACUCUGGAGAGACUCGUUUUCCAUCUUGUCAGGGUGUCAAGAGAGGAGAAGAGUAACAGAAUGACCCCCAACUCGCUGGCUAUUGUCUUCGCUCCCUGCAUUCUGCGCGGCCCAGACAGUGCCGACCCCCUCCUCAGCAUGAAGGACGUCGCCAAGACAACCACGUGUGUGGAGAUGCUGAUAAAUGAGCAGAUCAGGAGAUACAAUGAGAAGAUGGAGGAGAUCGAGCAGCUGGAGUACGCAGAGACGCUGGCCAAGAACCAGCUCAAACUGAAGAGGAAUAACACGAGCUGGCAUUUACCCCUCAGGUUUACCUCUCCUUACAAAGGAGUGGCGAUGCGGGAGAAGCCUUUGUCCGAUCUGAGUGUUGUCCCUGAGAAUGAACCACUCGACUCUGACACGGAGGCGGAGAGGAAUCUGGUGGAGCGGAUCAAGUCCAUCAAACAGGAGAAAGAGGACCUGGCCUGCAGGCUGCCGGAUUUGGAGCAGCCCGGUUCGGAUCAGGAGAACCUGGACUCCGAGGCCUCGGCCAGCUCGGAGAGCCUGCUGGACGACCGGGCACUCAGUUCGGACACGGAAGGGAAAACGACAGCCGUGCCAAGAAUUCCCAAACCAGCUUCUCCUUCCAAAUCUGCAAACUCACCCUCUACCCAGCAGAGUUCAUCAGUAGGAGAAACCUUCAAUCUCUCUCCGCCCACUUUCUUCCCCUCCAGGGACCUACUCCAUCGCCGGCACCCCAUCAUCCCCCGCACGGUCCGCCUGCCCCCAGGCGUACUGACCCACCCGGCCGUCCAGUCGCUGCCGCCCCGCAAAGCCCAGUCCAUGACGCUUGUGCAGAGACGGCAGCAGCCUGGGCGCCGCAAAGACAGCAUCCAGUCGCUUUUUAUAGCACCCGGGACUGAGCUCCACUUCACUCCUGACUCAGACUCCGCUUCCUCCAGCACACAGGACCUCCUAAAAUCACCCAGACGCUUCUCAGACCCAGAUAUCGCUUUAAGCGAAGAAGGACUUUGAUUAACAGGUGCUGAGCCCCUCUGUCCAAAGCAGGGGUUUCAAACUCUGGUUGUUUUUGGUGCUCUGUUGCACCUAUUAAACUUGGUAAAUCAGGUUUAUUUGAUUUGGUUUAACUUGGUAAAUAAGUUAAAUCAGGUUAGUUUGAGCAGGGAAAUCACCAAACUGUGCUGGACCCCAGACCUCCAGGACCAGAGUUCGAUCCCCUGCUAUAAAGGGCCAUGGCACACUGACCCAACCCACUGUCUGAGCUGUGCUCUGCCUACAAAUGUGUUCUUUUAUAGCUACUGUUGCCAGGUUGAACAAGCUUGGACCUAAUGAGAAACUGUAGAACAGACUCAGUUUAUUUCACAAUACCUACAUUUAGAGACAGUUAUUCAUUCAGGCUAAUGAGAAACUGUAGAACAGA